UUCAACAUGGAGCGUGCAAAUGUGGAAGAAUUUUAUGAGAUUUACAAAGGUGUCGUUGCUGAAUACAUGGAGAUGGUUACAGAGUUGUGUUCAGGCCCCUGCAUAGCAAUGGAGAUUAUACAACCCAAGCCUCCAAAAGUGUUCAGAGACUUCUGUGGUCCUUCUGAUCCUGAAAUAGCCCGUCUUCUCCGACCUGGAACUCUGCGUGCUGUCUUUGGGAAGAACAAGAUUCAGAAUGCUGUCCACUGCACAGACCUCCCCGAAGAUGGAAUUUUGGAG
Eurypyga helias (sunbittern) is the source of this 279-nucleotide messenger RNA. RefSeq names its product nucleoside diphosphate kinase 7-like. The transcript is spliced from 3 exons. The record is from RefSeq and is a predicted model, not a curated record. Gene Ontology annotation, cellular component: centrosome. The annotation marks the transcript as partial. NCBI's taxonomy places the organism in Eukaryota, Metazoa, Chordata, Aves, Eurypygiformes, Eurypygidae.